This is a messenger RNA of Phialemonium atrogriseum, 1569 nucleotides long. Its product is annotated as Alpha/Beta hydrolase protein. The transcript is spliced from 4 exons. NCBI's taxonomy places the organism in Eukaryota, Fungi, Ascomycota, Sordariomycetes, Cephalothecales, Cephalothecaceae. The record is from RefSeq and is a predicted model, not a curated record. Gene Ontology annotation, biological process: lipid catabolic process. The coding region runs from base 171 to 1187 and encodes 338 amino acids.
GUAAGCAUGAGGAAGAGAUGGAGUUGGACGAGAUAGGAAUUAACAUAAAGAUGCGCGUUCCGGCCAUACCGCUGCUCUUGCUCCUCCUCUGUAUCCGUUCCUGAGACAAGCCUACUUCCCAGUCCCUGUUGCACCUGCAAGCUUGGUCACGCACUCUUCGGACAGUCAGGAUGAAGCUGCUCGCUCUUCCUCUCGUUGCGUCGCUGCUUGCGACUAGUUCGGCCUUGCCCGUGCUUGAAGACCGAGGACCUGCGGCGGUCACUACGUCGGAGUUCUCCGACUUCAAGUACUACGCCCAGUACGCAGCAGCGGCAUACUGUAACAGCGGGAAUGCCAUUGGUCAAGUCAUCUCCUGCUCCCAGAGUGCAUGCCCUACGGUCGCGGCCAACCGUGCCGUAACGGCUAGCACAUUCAAGGGCAGCUUGACAGAUAUCCGCGGCAUGGUCGCAGUUGACUCGAAGGCCUCUGCCAUCGUUGUCUCCUUCCGGGGCAGCACCUCCAUCCUCAACUGGAUCGCCAACCUCCAAUUCCUGCAAACCCGCUGCGACCUAGUCAACGACUGCUACGUGCACACCGGCUUCAUGACCGCCUGGCAGGAGACAUCAGCAGCGGUUCUCGCCUCGGUCAAGUCCGCGCGGGCGGCAAACCCGUCCUACCGCGUCGUGGCCACGGGCCACAGCCUAGGCGGCGCGGUGGCCACGCUAGCGGCGGCGUACCUGCGCCGGUCGGGAAUCCCCACGGACCUGUACACGUACGGCUCGCCGCGCGUCGGCAACCCAGCGUUCGCCAGCUUCGUGACAGCGCAGGCGGGCGCCGAGUGGCGGGUCACGCACGGCGCGGACCCCGUGCCGCGCCUGCCGCCCGCGGCCUGGGGGUACCAGCACACGGUGCCCGAGUACUGGCUGGGCACGGGCGGGCCCAUGACCACCAACUAUGCCGCGGGGGACGUCAAGCUGUGCCAGGGCCUCGUGGAUGCUGGGUGUAAUGCCGGCACGCUGGGGCUGGACAUCAUCGCGCAUCUGUUCUACCUCGGUGAUACGACGGCGUGCAAUAACCUACUCGGCCGCGGCGAGGGUGGUAUCAGUGACGAGGAGCUGGAGGCAAGGGUGAAUGCGUAUGCCAAGAUGGACCUCGAGUAUGCCGCCGGCCUGAGGAAUGGGUCGGUCGCAGCAGCAGCGACGGCAUAGGGCCGGAAGGCCGAAGGCUGGCUUAGGGAAAACUGGAAGUUAGUGUUUAUGGUCUGAUCUUGUGUGGGCCUGUCUGUCUGUAGAUGCAAUUCGGUACUCAUCCGAGCGUUUGUGGAUAUGGUAGAAAAGGACUGGAGAGGUGGUUCCUCGUGACUGGAACAGGGACCUUGACACAUGAUAGCUCGCAUGGAUGCACGGGAAAUUACUUCAGAAUGUUUCAUUGCCAUGCCGUGCAUUAAUCAGUGGAAAUAGAAGCUGCUCAACAGCCAGUCCGCACGAUCGUAUCAUAGUCCCUGUGGUAUCUCUCGUUAUUUCCCCAGCCAGGACGAUAGCUCGUAGCCCUAACUCCUGUGCCACCUUUCCCCCUUGCCUCAGAAAAAAA